AGGGAGCAUUUGGGAUGCAGUCGUUUCAAAAUCAUCGACUGAAUCACUUUCGGACUCUGUGAUUUGCAAUAUCAUCGUGAUUUUUUUAGCGCUUAAAUCCCACUAAAGCUGAUUAAUAAAAAAAAAACUAACAGUUAAAAGUUUAAGAUCCUUUUGGGUGCAAGUGUACAACAUAAAAAAAUAAUCUUGUGCAUAAAAAAAUGAAGGUGACACUCUUUGCAAUUUUCAUCUGUAUUUGCCUCUUGAAUGACUACACAGAUGCCCGACGUGCUCGUGGAAGAGGAAGAACAAAAUCAAGGGUGCAAAUUGGACUACCGAUCACAGGAAAAUACCGUGAUCCUGAAUCUGAUCAAUACUACAAUAAUCACAAUGGCGCAAAAAUCACCUUGGCAUCCCAUUUUGACUAUGAAUACGUUUUGGGCCACAAAAUAGCUUUUCUUUGUGUAGCCAAAGGCAAUCCACGACCUCAAAUAACAUGGUUUAAGGAUGGCGUAGAAAUAUUCAGUCACAUUUAUAUGCACGUGCACGAAUGGCGUAUUGGAAAGGAUAAAAUGAAAUCCAAGAUUGAAAUUGAUCCUGCAACACAGAUGGAUGCUGGUGUUUAUGAGUGUACCGCAGAUAACAUGUACGCGAUCGAUCGGAGAAGUUUCAAAACUGACUUCUCAAUUGCUUUUGAUUGAAAAGUAGCAUUUGAUCGUAUUAUGCAAAAUAUUCUUCUAUUUAACACAACAUAAAUCCGUUUUGUAUCAAUACUUAAAGAGGAUCAAUAAAGAAGAUUAUCAUUGAAA
Molecule: messenger RNA, 788 nt
Organism: Phlebotomus papatasi
Lineage: Eukaryota; Metazoa; Arthropoda; Insecta; Diptera; Psychodidae
Product: immunoglobulin domain-containing protein oig-4
Exons: 3
Coding region: 201-680 (159 amino acids)
Source: RefSeq, a predicted model, not a curated record